GAGAACUCCCUCUAUCCUGCCCCCUUUCCCGCUCCGUCUACCGGCACGGCUUGGCUGCGUUAGCGAGCACCGGGGUUAAUGCACCAUCCAAUGCAUCUUCGCUCUGAAAAUGGCUGCAUCCACCCCUAUUUUACCUCGUGUGUUCUGGCCCAAAACCCUUUUUCCCAGUGUCAUUCGUGCAGUGUGAAAAAUCUCAUCCCUCAAAUCACCCUCGUGGCUUCCGUUACCCGCAUCACUCUGCCAUAUCAUCGCCAAGAUGGACGUUCUGGAUCUGCCGUACGGGGUUGGCAUGCGCAUCCAGACGAACUGCCCUAUCGGUAGUCAAGAGUGUAGUAACAAGUCCGGUACUGUCAAUGGCUUUGUUAGUUGUUGCCCUCGGGAGUCCACAUGCUCAACGUCAAACGGUGUCUACUGCUGCCCGGACGAGAUGGAAGAAUCGGAAUGCAGAGAACUAGUCAUUGACGGAGCGCACUGCGCCAACGAAACGUGGUCCAUGUUCGCGUCGGGCCUCAAUGGCGGGCUCUUUUGCUGCGAGGCUCAGGAUAUUGGUUGGUGGGGCAAGCUCGGCGGAAACAAUGGGUAUGUCGGCUGCGGCCCGGAUGGACCCAGCGCUUCCAGUGAAUACAUCGUAACUCCUAUGGCCCAAAGUGAGUGCCCCUAAGUUGCUCAAACUGUGGCUGCGCAUGUUCGUUGGAAUCU
Aspergillus campestris IBT 28561 is the source of this 699-nucleotide messenger RNA. RefSeq lists its product as uncharacterized. The coding region runs from base 257 to 661 and encodes 134 amino acids. The record is from RefSeq and is a predicted model, not a curated record. The transcript has a single exon. Lineage: Eukaryota; Fungi; Ascomycota; Eurotiomycetes; Eurotiales; Aspergillaceae.